Messenger RNA from Fragaria vesca subsp. vesca, 619 nucleotides. Its product is annotated as 60S ribosomal protein L35-2-like. Gene Ontology annotation, biological process: maturation of LSU-rRNA from tricistronic rRNA transcript (SSU-rRNA, 5.8S rRNA, LSU-rRNA); translation. The record is from RefSeq and is a predicted model, not a curated record. Gene Ontology annotation, molecular function: structural constituent of ribosome; mRNA binding. Bases 68 to 439 code for a protein of 123 amino acids. NCBI's taxonomy places the organism in Eukaryota, Viridiplantae, Streptophyta, Magnoliopsida, Rosales, Rosaceae. Gene Ontology annotation, cellular component: cytosolic large ribosomal subunit; ribosome. The transcript has 3 exons.
GCAGAAAGGAGAUAUUAAAACCGCAGCCGAGAGCGCUUCAGAGAGACACUGAUAACCGCAGGCUGCGAUGGCGAGGAUCAAGGUGCACGAGCUGAGGAACAAGUCCAAGGCAGAUCUUUUGGGCCAGCUCAAGGAUCUCAAGGCGGAGCUCGCUCUUCUCCGAGUCGCCAAGGUCACUGGUGGAGCCCCCAACAAGCUCUCCAAAAUCAAGGUUGUGAGGCUUUCAAUUGCUCAGGUGUUGACAGUGAUUUCCCAGAAGCAGAAGGCGGCUCUUAGGGAAGUUUACAAGAACAAGAAGCUUCUUCCUCUUGAUUUGCGUCCGAAGAAGACCAGGGCCAUCAGGAGGCGUCUGACUAAGCACCAGGCAUCUUUAAAGACCGAGAGGGAGAAGAAAAGAGAGAUGUACUUCCCACUAAGGAAGUACGCAAUCAAGGCAUGAUGUCGGAUCCACGUAUGAAAAGCAUCAGAACUUUCACCUACUAUAUGAUAUUGCCAGGAUCUGAGUUUACAGUUUUUAGCCAUUUUCAUAAUUUUAACAGUGUAAACAGUAUCCCCAAUAUGACCUUACUAUUCGAGAAUUGUAAUGCUGAUUUUGAUUCCAUUUCUUGUUUAUUGAUCC